Molecule: messenger RNA, 960 nt
Organism: Brienomyrus brachyistius
Lineage: Eukaryota; Metazoa; Chordata; Actinopteri; Osteoglossiformes; Mormyridae
Product: malate dehydrogenase, mitochondrial-like
Exons: 2
Coding region: 1-960 (319 amino acids)
Biological process (GO): malate metabolic process; tricarboxylic acid cycle
Cellular component (GO): mitochondrion; cytoplasm
Molecular function (GO): L-malate dehydrogenase (NAD+) activity
Source: RefSeq, a predicted model, not a curated record
AUGUUCUCUCGGAUAGCCAGAUCAGCUGUGAGUAUUGCUCGCAGCUUCUGCAGCUCUUCCCAGAGCAAUACAAAGGUGACAGUGUUGGGUGCAUCUGGGGGCAUCGGCCAGCCCCUGUCACUGCUGCUUAAGAAGAGUCCACUGGUCAGCCAGCUCUCGCUUUAUGACGUUGUCCACACCCUCGGAGUGGCUGCAGACCUCAGUCACAUUGAGACCAGGGCCCAGGUCACUGGCUACGUCGGCCCUGAACAACUCCCGCAAGCUCUGAAGGGGAGUGAAGUUGUCGUCAUUCCUGCUGGAGUGCCCAGGAAGCCCGGGAUGACACGGGAUGACCUCUUCGGAACCAACGCCUCCAUCGUGGCCACCCUGGCUGAUGCCUGUGCCCGCAACUGCCCUGAAGCUAUGAUUUGUCUAAUCACCAACCCGGUAAACUCCACUGUUCCCAUAGCUUCAGAGAUUCUUAGGAAGCAUGGAGUUUACAACCCUAAGCGGGUCUUUGGUGUGACGACGCUAGACAUCGUCAGGGCUAACACCUUCGUGGCCGAACUCACGGGACUGAAUCCUGCUCAUGUCAACGUCCCUGUAGUUGGUGGCCAUGCGGGCAAGACCAUAAUUCCGGUCUUAUCUCGGUGCACUCCCAAAGUGGAGUUCAGUGUGGAUACUCUCACUAACCUCACGAGGCGUAUCCAAGACGCAGGCACUGAGGUGGUGAAGGCGAAGGCUGGGGCAGGCUCUGCCACCCUCUCCAUGGCGUAUGCAGGGGCUAGGUUCGCCGUGUCUCUGCUGGAUGCCAUGAAUGGCAAAGAAGGGGUCAUCGAAUGUGCAUUCACACGGAGUGGAAAGAAACCUAGCCUUGGCAAGCUCUCCGCCUUGGAGACCAAGCUGGUGGCGGAAGCACUGGACGAGCUGAAGGCCUCCAUUAAGAAGGGGGAGGACUUUGCGAGUGCGCCAACACUUUAA